AGAGCCAUCGCUUGAGAGUCUGCUAAUGACUUUUUACUGUGGCAUAGAAGAGUCUCUUUGUGGCCCGGAAGGAGCAUCUGUUGCCACUACUGCUUUUUAAUUGAUCUUCGCUCUUUGAGCCAGGUCUUGCCCCUUGCUGCUGCCAUGAUGGCCCAGUCCAAGGCCAACGGCUCGCACUACGCACUGACGGCCAUCGGCCUGGGGAUGCUGGUCCUUGGGGUCAUCAUGGCCAUGUGGAACCUGGUCCCUGGUUUCAGCCCUGCAGAUAAACCAUCGACUCAGGUUAACAAGACAGAGGGAGGAGGUAGCAUCCUCAAGAGCAAGACUUUUUCGGUGGCCUACGUGUUGGUCGGGGCUGGCGUGAUGCUGUUGCUGCUGUCCAUCUGCCUAAGUAUCCGGGACAAGAGGAAGCUGCGGCAGAGCGAGGAGCUGGCCCGCAUUCAGCAGGAGACAGGAGCUGUACCCUCCACCCAGGAGGAAGACAGCCAGGAGGAGGAGGAGGAGGCCUCCUCACGGUACUACGUACCCAGCUACGAGGAAGUGAUGAACACGGGCUACUCAGAAACCAGGGAACAAGAGCAGAACCCGAGGCUAAGCAUUUCUCUCCCCUCCUAUGAGUCGCUAACGGGGCUUGACGAAACGACCCCCACAAGCACCAGGGCAGAGGCGGAGACCAGUCCAGGACAUGCUCCCGACAGGCAAAACUCCAAGCUGGCCAAACGCCUGAAGCCGCUCAAAGUUCGAAGGAUUAAAUCCGAGAAGCUUCACCUCAAAGACUUCAGGAUCAAUCUCCCGGACAAGAACGUUCCUCCUCCCUCUAUCGAGCCUUUAACUCCUCCGCCUCAGUAUGAUGAGGUCCAGGCGAAGGCACCCGAUGCCCGGCCACCCGACUGAAAGACCCUUCUGCCUUCACUCCCUCCUGUCUCACCCUCCACACCAACAGACUGCUCCGAAGCCACUUCAGCCCCAGACGAGGGGUCAAGGCACACUUAGCCACUGUGAUGGGGAUUCUGGGUAGAGGGAGUCACUAAGGACGAUUCACGGAGCUUCACAGCGCAGGCGCAUCAGGUGGAUGCUGGGAGCUUGUGAUGCUCCGGAGCACAGCAAGGCAGUGUGGCCUUGGCAUCCCCUCCAUCUUCCUUCCCACCUCGGGAUGAUUGGCCACACACUCCUCUCCCGAGCUGGCAUAGGAUCCCUGGUGACUGUGUUUAGACGGAGGUUGUCUGCUUUCGCUUCCACUACAGUUGCUGUGUUUCGAGAAGAAACCAAGUUUUGUGCUUGCUUUCUUCACUGCAGCCUUGAGCCAGUGGAAAACAUGGCUCAGCUUUGGCCAAAAGGGCACGAGACUGUCUUGUGAAUAAAACGAUGCCCGUGUGGGGGUGAGCUGUCGGGGGAGGUCCCCAGGGGCCACUGGUGCUGUUGGUUCUUUGAGGGUCUAAGGCCUGAUGACCUUCAGCGGGUGACACAUGAGGUGACUGUCUGAUUCUGUACACUGGUCUCCUGUGGGUAACAAAAGGCAAGAGGGGAAAGGAAAAAAAAAAAAGCCGCCAUUCCGUGUCUUCUCAAACGCCACGUGACUGGGUAUUUUA
This is a messenger RNA of Acomys russatus (golden spiny mouse), 1589 nucleotides long. RefSeq names its product transmembrane protein 51 (gene Tmem51). The record is from RefSeq and is a predicted model, not a curated record. The transcript has 2 exons. Lineage: Eukaryota; Metazoa; Chordata; Mammalia; Rodentia; Muridae. Bases 145 to 894 code for a protein of 249 amino acids.